Zymoseptoria tritici IPO323 is the source of this 891-nucleotide messenger RNA. RefSeq lists its product as uncharacterized. The record is from RefSeq and is a predicted model, not a curated record. Bases 1 to 891 code for a protein of 296 amino acids. NCBI's taxonomy places the organism in Eukaryota, Fungi, Ascomycota, Dothideomycetes, Mycosphaerellales, Mycosphaerellaceae. The transcript has 2 exons.
AUGGACGAUUUCUUUGCGAAGCUCGGAGGAGAGAUUGUCGAUGUCGAUGAAGAAACUUUCGAUCUCUUCUCUCAAUGUCCCUCGUCACAAGAUCUGGGCAUGGUCGAUGCUGCAGCCUCAUUACUGGAACUCUCGGUUGCCGGCCGAGACUUUGAAAUCGCUCAGUCUCCCGGCCUUCUACAGUCUUCUCGAGGCGGAGGCACUACGGGCGCAGCGGUCUGGAGAAGCUCAGUCCGACUCGCCGAAUGGCUAGCAUGGGACCGCAAUCCUUUGUUCACGACAAAAGCUCUGCACUCCGAGUCUACGAUCCUGGAACUAGGAUCUGGCAUCUCAGGACUUGUACCGUGCAUUUUGAACUCGAAGGUGAGCAAAGUCAUCGCUACAGAUCAGGCAUAUGUACUCAAAGCUCUGCGAGACAACAUCGCAAUGAAUGUGACCAUUUCGAGUACUUCACAGAAACGCAAGUCCAGCCGCACAUCGGAUGGCAACGUGAAGCCCGCUGUCAAUAUUGACACGGUCGCACUGGACUGGGAGAACGACGAUGUCACGAGCGUACUGAGCGAGAACAACCUCAAAGGCGGUGUCGACGCUGUCCUUGCUUGCGACUGUGUCUACAACUACGCUUUGAUCGAGCCUCUGGUACAGACGUGCGCGGAAAUUUGCAGCGUGCGCAGUUACUCCGACGAGGAGCCAGCAAGGAGCGAAAAACAGACCAUUUGCGUUGUAGCACAGCAACUCCGGCAGCCGGACGUGUUCGAGCAAUGGCUUCAGACGUUCCAUAGAUCGUUUCGAGUCUGGCGAAUGCCGGAGGAGCUUCUGUCAGCCGACUUGAAAGCAGGAAGCGGCUUUGUUGUGCACAUCGGCAUUCUGCGGCUAGAAGUCCGAAGAUAG